CAAAUAAAUAAUAGUUUUGCUUCAAAAAAGUUAAUUUGAAAUUCAAUAGUAAGCCGACAGCGAAAUAAUGGCCACAAAAUGGGGUAUUUAUAGCGCCGGCAAAAUAUGCCACGACUUUGUCGACUCAGUCAUGAGUAUGAAGACAACUGACCAUCAGUUCGUGGCUGUGGGCGCCCGGAAGCUGACCGACGCCCAGGCAUUCGCCAAACUCUUUGAUAUACCCAAAGCGUACGGCUCUUACGAGGAGUUGGCCAAAGACCCUGAAGUUCAGGUGGUAUACAUCGGGACAGUCAACUCACAGCACUUGCCGGCGGCCAAACUAAUGCUGGAAAAUGGCAAACAUAUACUGAUGGAAAAGCCCCUCACUAUCAAUACUAAACAGAACGAGGAACUGUUCGCUUUGGCCAAAUCCAAGAAGCUGUUUGCGAUGGAAGCACUAUGGUCACGAUUUUUACCCUCGUACGAGUUUGCCUUCCAAGAGCUGGCAAAGGGCACAAUCGGUGAUGUCCUACACGUGACGGCAAACCUGGGCUUUCCCAACGCCGAUGUCAUACGUGUGGCGACCAAAGAGUUGGGCGGCGGGACUGUACUCGACGUCGGCGUCUAUGCCAUCAAUAUUGUGGAGCAGGUGUUCGGCGGAGAAGUGCCCGAAAAGGUUGAGGCCGUCGGACAUCUCAACAAAAACGGUGUCGACUUUGACUUCGCGGCCGCUCUUCAGUAUAAGAACCAGAAGACGGCAUCCAUUUCCUGCCACUCUAUGCUUACCCUCGAGAAUGAGGCCACUAUUGUUGGCACUAAGGGUAUCAUCAAGUUGGGCGCCAACUUUCACGCGUGUCAGAAGGUGUAUGUGAACGAUAAGGUACAUGAGUUCGCAUUCCCGGAGCCGAUAGUGCCCACAGUGUACGGCAGUACAGGCCUGUGCUAUGAGGCGAAUGAAGUGCGAAAGUGUCUAAAAGCGGGUCAAUUGGAGAGCAGUGUUAUGUCACGCGAGGCGUCGCUCACUAUUAGCCGCAUUGAGGACGCGAUCCGCAAACAAAUCGGUGUUGUCUAUGACGUCGACCCACCCCUACAGCUG
Molecule: messenger RNA, 1075 nt
Organism: Medioppia subpectinata
Lineage: Eukaryota; Metazoa; Arthropoda; Arachnida; Sarcoptiformes; Oppiidae
Source: the annotation of a GenBank genome assembly